This is a messenger RNA of Periconia digitata, 1866 nucleotides long. Lineage: Eukaryota; Fungi; Ascomycota; Dothideomycetes; Pleosporales; Periconiaceae. The record is from the annotation of a GenBank genome assembly.
CGUGAAGUGGAGACAGGCGAUGGUGAAGAUGGAACAGGAGAAAAAUAUCGUCGACGACGCUCGACGCAGCGAGAGCACGAUGCGAGAUCGGGAAACGCUUCAAGGAGAAGAGAAGAGUGGCAAGGACUCGAUAUCCCUGCAUCUAGAUGAAUCAGGCCAGAAAAGAGCUGUUGGAGACCAUGCAGGACAUCACAACACACACGAGUACUCCGCCAACGCCAGAGAGGAAGAAGUAGAAGCAAUAGUAGAAGAGGACGACACAGACGAAGAGAACGGAACCGCAAUAGCACCUGUCCACUCCAAUCGCAAGAGUCUGCGAUCUGUGAAGUCGCAUCAUUCUCACGCCGGCGCGGAUGGAUAUACGUAUUUCGCCUCCCAUGAGGAUGAGGAGGACCAUCGUCGUUCCUCGAGAAAAUCUGUAGGUGAAGGAGCAUCGGCUCAGAAUGACGAAGAUGACCCUUUCCUCGUCCGUUUCUCUGGCGAUUCGGACCCGAUGAACCCGCGCAGCUUGCCCAAGUGGAGACGAUGGUCAAUUGUACUCAUUUGUGCGGCGAGUUCGCUCUGCGUGACAUGUACCUCCUCCCUAUACACCUCGACAUACUCGCAGCUCAUCCCCGACUUCCACACCUCCCGCAUCGUCUGCACCCUCGGUUUAUCUCUAUUCGUCGCAGGCCUCGGAACAGGUCCCAUGAUUCUAAGUCCGCUGUCCGAGUUCUACGGAAGAAGACCAAUCUACAUCGUCUCAUUUGCCUUCUUCUUCAUCUUUAUGAUCCCCUGCGCAUUCGCCCAGAACAUUCAGACUAUGCUGGUCGUUCGAUUUCUGGACGGGUUAGCUGGCAGUGCGUUUUUGAGUGUUGCGGGUGGAACGGUGGGCGAUCUGUUUGCGAAACAUGAAUUGUCUGCACCAAUGAUGGUAUACACCGCGAGUCCAUUUAUUGGCCCUGAGAUAGGACCGUUGGUGGGUGGGUUCAUUAUGGAGAAUACAUCAUGGCGAUGGUGUUUCUACGUGCUCAUGAUAUGGUCUUUCGUUCAACUCACUCUGAUAACCCUCUUCGUCCCGGAAACCUACCAUCCAGUGCUCCUCCGCAACAAAGCCAUAUCCCUCCGCAAAGAAACCGGUGAACCUUCCUACAUAGCCACGAUCGAAAAGAUGAAUAAAUCAGUAGGAAAAACGAUCCUCUGGUCCUGCGUCCGCCCAUUCCAACUCCUCAUCUUCGAGCCAAUGUGUCUCAUGUUAUCCCUCCUCUCAGCCCUCCUUCUAGGAAUCCUCUACCUUUUCUUCGGCGCAUUCCCGCUCGUCUUCCAAACAAACCAUAAUUUCACGACUUCUGAGAUUGGACUGUCAUUCUUGGGGCUGUUGGUGGGAAUGUUGACUGGGAUUGCUUGUGAUCCGUUUUGGAGGGGCAGGUAUGAAGAGUUAGUUAGGAAGAAUGAGGAGAAGGGUGGGGGGAGUGAGCCUGAGUAUAGGCUGGUCACCACGAUUGUCGGGGCCUGGGUUGUUCCGGUGGGGCUUUUUGGUUUUGGAUGGACCACGUAUACACAUGUCCAUUGGAUAGUCCCGAUCAUCUUCAGCGCCGUCUUUGGAACUGGUGUGAUAUGGGUAUACUCUGGAGUAUUCACUUUCCUGGUCGAAGCCUACCCGUUAUACGCAGCAAGCGCCCUCGCAGCAAACAGCUUCGCGCGGUCCUACUUCGCAGCCGCAUUCCCGCUGUUUGGCGUGCAAAUGUAUAAUCAUCUAGGAUAUCAAUGGGCAACCUCGCUUCUAGCGUUUCUGGCGCUGGGUAUGGCCCCAUUCCCGAUUUUCUUCUUCCGGUUCGGAAAGAGGCUCAGGGGGAAUAGUCGGUUUGCUUCGACGUGAAGGAUGCU